UACACAAGGAAUUUAGUGGCGGAGUCCACCCCAAAACAGUGCCAUUUUUAGACGUUUACUGCUGACGUUUACAGAGGCUUCAAAUAGCUUCCGUUUUACACUGGUAGUGAUUGGACCGCGCUGUACUUACCCAGUGAGCUAACACAGUGGUUGAAGUCCGACAUUCUACACUUCAAUGGAGGAACAGCCCAAAGAUCGGGCACAAGAAAGGCAACAUCACCACUACGGAGAGGACAGAAACUCUAUUCAACAUACAACUUGUCAAAAAAAUGAUCAGAGCCACUUCCAGCGCCAGCAUCAGGAAACGCAGACGAAGAAAACAGGUUGGGCCAUCCGGAAAAGCAGUAAAAAAGUAAACAUCAGUGAGGAGGAGGGGGAGAAGAAUCCACAUCUGUCUGAUACGGUUUGUAUGUCGCAUCCCCCCAACAGCAAUGGUAACAGACACACAAGUAAUACAAAUGUGAAGCAGAAGUCAACACAAAAGCUGUACACGACUGUUCCAAAAGUGAGCAGCAAAGGACUGGACCAUAAGAAGACUAUGGACCUUAAAAAUGACAAGGAAAAGGCUGUGGAUUUGAAUCAUCAUGAGGGCCAACCUUUGGAUAAGAAAGACUCUGUGUUGCUUCAAAAUGGCGUUAUAAACUGUGGCUUAAUUACAAAUGGCUAUUCUAGCAAGGACAAUGAUGGCAGCGGCUCCGAAGGUGGAUAUACUACUCCGAAGAAACGCAAGGCCAGAUGUAACAACGCCAAGAACACUGAUAAUGUGAUAAGAGAAAAGGAGAAAGACAUGCAGCAGGGCAACACUACACAGGAGCAUGGGGCUUUUAAUCUUGAGACAACUGAGAAGGGAGUGACUUCCAGACUUGAUGGCUUCAGAGCCGCCCAUAAAGUAGAAGCUCAGUCAGCAGCUAAACGGGCUGUUGUGACAGAGGCUUCAAUGGGUGAAUCUCUGAGGAAAAACUCUGAUGGCAAAACAGUUGGCACCUUUGGUAAAAAGACUGAGGAAAGGCACAAAGCCAAGCUUUCCUCACCUUCAAAAGAGGACUCAUGGACUUUGUUCAAGCCCCCUCCAGUAUUUCCUGUGGACAAUAGCAGUGCUAAAAUUGUUCCCAAGAUCAGUUAUGCAAGUAAAGUAAAAGAGAACCUCAAUAAAGUAGCUCAAGGUGGAGGAGAGGCACUGCCUCCUCCUGUCAGACUGUCACAGGUCCCUAUGUCUGCUAUGAAAACUAUCACCUCAGUUAGCUUUACUAAUGGUCCUGUUUCUGGAAAUGGAAACGGCUGCCCAUCAGUGGGUACCUUCUUUGCUCCUGCUGCUAGUAGUAUUCCAUCAGCCCCAUCUAUCCCAAGUGGCGAGAAUGUAGCAUCUCCUUUGGAAAGUAACUGUAGCUCUACAACAAGUCCUGUAGACGGAGAAGCAUAUGAGCUUAGAAAGUGUACUCUUUUAAUUUAUCCUUUAAAUAUGCAACCUGUGCUCCCUAGCGCUCGUCACCUUGACCCACCGGCUGCUCAGACAAAUCAGAAAGCCUUGGGAGAUAUCUUCCAGAAUCAGUGGGGGCUUUCCUUCAUCAAUGAGCCCAACUUGGGGCCAGAAGGAGGAAGUGGCCAGGUGCCUGUAGAGGACAAGACUACUGUGGUCACACCUCAAAGCGAGUGUCAGGUUGUUGCAGCCAAGGCUGCUCAGCCCUGCUUUGAUGUUAGCCCAUCAUUCUUAGAGCCUGGCACUUUGGCUCAAGACCCUGAGAAAAGGACUUGUGUCCCUUGCAAUGUGUCUAAUGCUUGUUCUCCUGCUUGUGUGAUGAGUGUGGAGGAGAACAAGCUGCAGCCAUGUGGCCAGGAAAAGACAAAAGUUGAGGCCAAGGGUGCAGGUUUUGCUGUGUUGGCCCCCAGUAAAGACAUCGGUGCUAAGCCUGCACAGGGCCAGCUAACCACUUUGUUGUUUGGUUCAUCUAAAGAACAGGCCCACUCUAAAGACAUUGGCAGAAGGUGUAGCUGGGGGUCCUUUGAUGUUAAAGCUGCUGUCACUUAUCACACUAAAGAAAUGGAAUCCAUUUUCAACUUGCAAAAACAAGAUCCAAAAAUAGUAGUGGUUUAUGAUGAGACCAAGGAUGGACCUGACCAGUGAGGUAGAUCGUCUACAGUACUUACCUUCUUCUCUUCUGGGUGCUGCAGUUAUCUACCUUGGAAAUCAUAAAUCCUGUUGGACAGAUAAAGUGACAACUGUGAAAACAUUGAUAGUUUAGCAUGACAGAUUUUCCUUGGAAUCUCGGGUGGAAUAACAGACUUCUUUGGGGGCAUCAGACAAACGCACACACAUACUCUGGAGGGAUGUUAAAGGAGUUGAUUGGUGCCUCUCCAAUAGACACGUACAACUUUUGAGCUGCGAUAGUCGUUUGUCUCAUGACUCUUUUGGAUGAUGUUUGGGAGUUCAACAAAGGAAGGUGUCGUGUAUUGCACCUCCCUAAGCCUUUAUCCUGUUGAACUGCGGCAGCCGUAAGUCUGACUAUGGGAUGCCUCAGUCAUUUUCUUUCUUCACGCAUUCAAAUGAGUUCAUUGUAGAUAUGUUAGACAUUAUACAUACACAUCUGUGUGCAAGCUUGAAUUAAUCGUGGAAGAAAGGAGAACACACUUUGCAAAGAAUGCCUUGAAGUUGUUGAAUAAAGAUCUGUUAAACUGUAAGUUAAGUGGAAUCUCGUAGGUGAGGCCCCAUCCAGGAAGGGAGAACCUUGUCUUAAAUCAGAGCCCAGAAAUGAAAUGCUUGCUUUUCUUUUAUACUGUUUUUGUCUGACCUAACAUGAGUGUUAUCUGCACUGCAGUAUGAUCCCAGAGCACAGGUACAGAAAUGCCUAAUUUGAAGGAAAGCUACUGUACGCCCCUUCAUGUAAUUGUUUAUUACAGAUGUGCUUAAAAAUGUUUUAAUCAGGUCUCCGUUAAAGGCAAAACCUUUUUAAUCUUAAAGCUUUUCAUACGUGUCAUGCGGAUUGUUAUGAGGUCAGCACAGACAAUUCUUAAAUUCAGAUUUGUAUACCUUCUAAUAUGUGAAUCCUGAGUUUAGGAAUGAACUGAGUGACACUGCUAAGCAAGAGACAUUGCAACCAAUAAGGUCUUCUGCGUUUUGUGCUAUUUGUUCAGCAGCAAGACUCAGGAAGUCCAUACAGAUUAUUUUGCCUGCUUUUCUGUCUUUGUAAAAACAGUUCAAUUCUUCUUGUCAAAGGAACAUGUGUUGCAUUUUAUGACUUAGAUUUUUUGUUUUUUUCUGACUCAGUGUUUGAUCUUUCCUUUUCUGUCUUAUGGCAUUGUAUUUCUUGCAUGUUUACUUGUGGAAAUGAAUGAGUCAGAGGUCGCUCGUCAUAGCCACACAAAGAUAACAGUAACAACAACAAUUGCAAUACUAAUCUAGGUUCCCCCGACUAGCCACUUUCUCAAACUGUGUUGAAAUGUGAAGAUGAGUUGUACUAUUAUGUUUUACUGUGGAUAACAUUUUACAAUUGCAAAGCAGUGUGCAAUAACACCGUGUGAUCCACACAAUGUGUGAAAUGGGUUAUAUGGAGCUACAAAAUCAUCACCCAAGAUGCUGGUGUGGCCUGCAGUUCAUUUGUUUGUUCAAAAUGUUUAAGGUGCGUUUUCAAUUUGUUGCACAAAUGCUUAAGUGAUUUUUGCAAAAGAGCUCAUGUUGAAAGAUUGAAUUAAGUCUAGGGAGCCCAAAUUUGCUAACUGGCCAGCUGUGACAUCACUUUCAUCACCAUCUCCAAAUCAGGAUUGGUUUAUUCAACAUAACGAAGGAACUGUCCAGGUUUCUUUUCUCUAGAUAUGAUUUGGUUAAUGUGUGGAUUAAUAGCACUUUAUGUAAACUAAUUGCUUUUAUCUUUUAAUUGCUAGAGAGAUCUAUAUGUACUGACAAAAAAUACUCAUUGAAAGAAUGGCUCUGGGCUGUUACUUUUCAGAAAAAAAACCAAGUUGAUGAAUACAGAAUUAUUAAAUGUAACUCAGGUAGUGUUGAUAAAGCCAUGACUAUGUUGAAUAUUGUUUUUGCCAAAUGGCCUCCUCUCAUGUCAUGUUCUCAAAUUGGAAAUGUUGAAUUGGAGUCCUAUCAUAUGAUGUUGUGACAAAACACCAAAUAGUUACUUGAGGAAAAGUGUCAUGGCAUGCAUGGUGCUGUCAUUGAUCAUUUUGGGCUCUAAAAAUAGAAGUUGACCUGUUAACUUUCCCCCUUUUAAAAAAACAAAAAAAACAACAAAAAAAGCACAUUGCUCCAUGCUCCAUUUUCUAUGUAUACUAGACUGUAAUCUUGCAAUCUUUGAUGGUUGAUUUUCUCCCUCAUGUGUUCAUAGUGAAGCACCUCUUGAUGUAUUAUUGCUGAACAUCAGUGGUGUUUCUGUGAGGUAGCUACAAUCUGGGUAGGAGCUUUCAAGUACACUUCUUUUCACUGUGUCCUGAUUAGGCAGCACUGCAGCUUGUACUGUGUGCAGAGAGGGAAAGUCGUAACUGCAGCCAGUUGUCUUGACAUUUAACUUCCAUGCCUAAUCUCAGUCAGCUCUCUGGUAUUUAAAAUGCUUUGUUGUUUUUUUGGCUUCCAUUGUACAGCGCGUGAUGGAUGAGCGUAGCAUCAGAUAAUGCCCUCCGAAUAAGAAUUGUAUCGGAGCUGGUCAAUGAGGAAGCAAGGGUGUUUGAGGAGAUAUUGUCCAUUAGCAUUUAGACUUAUGUUUUUCUGUACUUGUGGAAAGUGACAUUUAAUCUGUCAUAAAGUUACACAAAACUCGCAAUUUAAUUUCUUCCGAUUGCUCGUAAUCCAUAGACAAAGUGACAUAAUCAGGUUCCCAUAUGGUAAAUGCCAAAUUGUUCAAAGCAUUAUCAGUGGGGCAUCUAUAGGCUUCUAAAUGUAAAACAGGGUGAUCAAAAUGAGUAGUAUGUGACGUUACUGUAGUCUUACGACUUUUUUUCUUUAUUAAAUAAUUAUUUUAGUCUUUUUUUUUUUCCCUUUUUUUUUUUUUUGAGAGGAUGGUCCUGUACAGGGAAAUUAGAGAAUCUCCCAUCCUCCCACCCCGAGGGUCCUCUUUUUCAAGCACUUAAUACAGCAAAAAGGCUAUGUUGAAUAUGCAUUUAUAAAAAUAGAACUAUUAUUUAGCAUUGUAGCCUGCAAACCAAAAACAGGUUCUUGAAGCUGAGUAGAUGGUUAAUCAGUGAUUUUGGGGGGGGGGGUUAAGUGACUGACAGUUGGUGUGUUGAGAAAGAAAAGCCUGAUCAUGUGGAGUUUAUAUUUUCACCCCCUCAGGAUGUGCAAUCACCUCAAGGACGAUGAUGCAGGCUUCCAGGUGACGAGUUUGGCCUCGUUGUUUUGUGGGCGCGUGCAUAGCGAGUUCUUCCUAUUAUAUGCAAGUUCCUCGUAUAUUUCAAAAUCCCCCCCUGUUGUUUCAUGUUCAGGUGCCUGUGUGAAAAAAUAUACUUUUACAGCAAUUUUGAUUGUUUAAAUCUGCUUCCAGCAUAUAUCCGUGCCAUUUUGUCUCUUUUUUUUUUUUUUUUUUUUUUGUAACAUUUGCAACGCUGUUUAAGUUUUCUUACAGCUAAUCCUACUUUCUUCUUUUAUGCGACAUGGACGCAGCUGAAAGCAUUGAGCAUUUUGAGCAUUUUAUGUGUUUUGAAAUUUUCAUGGCUUGUGUUCAGAUUUGUGUGACCUAAAGCCAAAAUCAGUUUGAAUGGGACGGAUGAAAAACUCUUGCUGGUGUAUAUUCAUGCCAGUCCAUUGUCAAGUUAAUGUCUGAAGUAGCACAUAAUUGAACUGAUGUAACAAAUUAAUGUUUUAACAUAUGUUUUAAAAACUUAUUUUUUGAGUUAUAACCCAGUUUAUCCAUAGUUGCACAAGUAGGAUGAGACUAAAAUGAAUAAAUGAAACAGAAAAUCAAGAUGUCUCAUUUUUGAUGAGUUUUAGAUGAUUUAGUUACUGAUUAAGGCUGAUGUAGACCUAUUUUCCUCCAAUAGCACCAAUGUUAAUAUAUUUGAAGUUACUCUUUUCCAGCAGAUUUUAUACAAAUUACUUUAAUUCAUUUCUUCAAAUAGUUGUAAUGGAGUGCUGAGCAUUGAAACAUACUGCAUCCCAGAGUUCCUCUUAAUAUAUUUUUUAUUUGUAGUGAUGUUGAUCAUGUUGUGAGGGGGAGUGUGGUGUUAAUGUGCGGUUCAACAACUCUGAUUCUGCUUUCGCCAAAGGUACACUACUCAGAUAAAAAUUCAGCUACUGAAUGGCAAACACACAGACGGGGGACGUUGAUGUCAUAACCAGCUUCCAGCUCGGUUUGGAGGAGUUUUUAGGGAAGACACUACUGUAGCAGCUGAAUGUCACUUUGAGCGUGUUAUUAUACGGUGGGAGAGAGGAGAAAUCUUAAAAGAAAACAAAUACCGAAAGUGCUGCUUCUUCAUCCAGUAAUCAAUCGUCUGUAAUGGGAAAUGCAGGACUUGGUGUUUGUGCUCAACUUAAAAACUGUCCCUCCUUUUUAACUGUCAUUGCCUCUUCUGGAAAUGUUUUGAUUUAGGGGGCUUUUUUUUUUUUUUUUUUAUUCAAUGACACCUGAGUGCUACAGUGUUUAUGAGGGGGGUGAAGUAAACAAGGGCAACACGUGUCUUUACAGGAUUCAGUCAUGGAAAAAGGUGAUAUGUUGUGCCGAGUCAUCUUUUUGUUUGUAUCAUCUCAAAUGGCUGUUGUGCUUGUUGAUGCUUUUAUUGUUUUUGUUUUUUGGUCUGCUCCUCCUUGUUUCACUUUUACAUCUCUUACCCCCAAAAAAAAAAAAAAAGAGGCAAUAGCAUUUCUUCAUAAGUGAGCAGUCAGAUUAUUAAAUUUGUUUUGAGAACAGAAAUGUCACAUUACAAUGUUUUUUUUUUUUUUUAAAGCAUGAUAACAACCCUCAAAUUCCAAACAAUGUAAUCGAGUCAAUAAAAAAAAAAAAAACCUCCAGUGUUCACAAUUUUAGUUUCCAUUAAAAUGUUGAAUUUUCAUGAAGAA
Messenger RNA from Siniperca chuatsi (mandarin fish), 6988 nucleotides. RefSeq names its product nuclear FMR1 interacting protein 2 (gene nufip2). Gene Ontology annotation, cellular component: cytoplasmic stress granule; nucleoplasm. Lineage: Eukaryota; Metazoa; Chordata; Actinopteri; Centrarchiformes; Sinipercidae. The coding region runs from base 176 to 2122 and encodes 648 amino acids. Gene Ontology annotation, molecular function: RNA binding. The transcript is spliced from 4 exons. The record is from RefSeq and is a predicted model, not a curated record.